CGCAUGGACGUCAAUUCCUCAGCAGUGAACGGUAUCGUGUCUAUAGGUUCUGGUUUCUCAGGCCUUCGCGAGCUCCUAGGUGCUCUGGACAUACCCGGCAUGGCUGGUAGCACGUACAGUAAGUAUCAGGAUAUUGUUGCUAAAGGAAUCGACGAAACAGCUUGGGAAGAAAUAAGAAAAGCAGGCAUUGAGGAAGCUCGGUUAGCUAGGGAGGCUGGGGACGUCGAUGCUGACGGUUUUCCUAUAAUUACGGUCGUUGCCGAUGGUGCUUGGUGCAAACGUUCAUACAAGAACAAGUACGACGCUCUUUCUGGCUUGGCUGUAAUUGUUGGGUACCGCACAAAGAAAGUACUGUUCCUAGGCGUCCGGAACAAAUUUUGUACACUGUGCGCAAGUUCCAAGGCAGGGUCGAGCCCAAAAAAGCAUCUGUGCUUCAAGAACUGGGACAGCAGCUCUACCAGUAUGGAGAAGGAUAUCGUCGUUGAAGGCUUCAGGCGCAGCAUUGAGUUGCACGGGGUAAAGUACUUGCAGUUGAUCGCUGACGGUGAUUCGAGCACAUACAAGUCAAUUCUUGAAGCUGCACCGUACCAGCAUCAGGUAGUUCAGAAGGUAGAAUGUCGCAACCACCUUCUUCGAAACUAUGUAAGUCGUCUUCGAGAUGUUGCUUUGGCAAAGAGAACAACCCCCAUUCCCCCAUCGUUGAAGAAGCUACUUCUGGAUAAUGCUGUUCGACUAAGAGUUGGAGUUGCUAGGGCUAUUCACUAUCGCAAAGAGCAGGCCGAGUUCAGCAAACAAGAUCAGAUUCGGAACCUGGUGGCUGAUAUCCGUAAUGGGCCACUCCAUGUGUUCGGCGACCACGCAAAAUGUGCGGGUUACUUUUGCAGUGGUCCAAAAGAAGGGGAAGUCAAUCACGUCCCAGAGCUCAGGAAAUGCGGACUUUUCAAUGAAAUCCUUGUAGCGAUGAGUCGUUUGGCAAACAAUGGUAGCAGCUUGAUCCUUGACGUUAACAAUAAUGCUGCAGAACAUUUCAAUUCUCUCGUUGCAAAGUUUUCUGGCGGUAAAAGAAUAAACUUUUCCCAGAGGGGAUCAUUCGGAAUGCGGGCUUCAGGAGCUGUCGUGUCUUUCAACUCUAAGCAGUACCAUCGUGCUCUACAUAAGGCAGUGUACAACACCAGCCCUGGGAAGUAUGCAAAAAUUAUGCUGAAGCGUAAAGCAGCUGUUCGUGCUGCUUGCAUAAGGCAUCGGAGUUCUGGGGCUGCUCGCUGUAAGCGUUCACUUGAAGGUGCGCCUUGCAAGCGUGCUUCCAGCGACAACCACUAUGGUUCCAUAGUGGAUGCUCCAGACAUGAACCACGAUGACUAUGUUGAAGCUGCUGCGGCGUACAAGGAUUCCCUUGUGCUCUCCCAACCAGAUGCAGAGCAGCUCGAGGCUGAUACUCGAGGUCAAGAAGGGAGAACUUUGUGGAUGCAGGAGAGGCGAAAGCGACUCACCGCUUCUAAUUUUGGCAAGGUAUGCAAGAUGCGAGAUGCAACGAGCAGUGCAAGUACUGUUCGUUCCUUGCUCUAUGGUCAUUUUGACACUGAGGCUCUCCGAUAUGGUCGCGACACUGAGCCCAUUGCAAUUGCUAAGCUGCAGGAUGAGUUAGGGGUGACUGUUUCACCAUGCGGCCUUGUUGUUGAUCAGGAGUUUGCAUACCUUGCUGCAACACCUGAUGGGCUUGUCGGUGAUGACACUGUCGUGGAAGUGAAGUGCCCUUAUUCGGCUCGGCCCCUUACCCCUGUGGAGGGAGUGCGGGCAAAAAAAAUCACCUUUUGCACUAUUGAUAACUCUGGUAAUAUUUCGUUGAAGGAAAACCAUGACUACCACUAUCAGGUGCAGGGACAGCUCCACAUCACUCGACGUCAGUUUUGUCUUUUUGUGGUAUAUUCUGGCGAGGAAAUUUUUGUCCAGAAGAUCGAGAGAAAUGAUGGCUUCUGGAGCAAAAUGAUUGGCCACCUUCAACUGUUCUACUCGCAUAGCCUUCUACCGGAGUUGGUUGACCCUCGUCAGUCCCGUGGGCUGCAGCUCAGAGAUAACAAGAAGAGUGACCAUCAGGUUGCCUCGCUCUGUGAUGCCGCCAAAACAACUUCCAAUCAGGGCGAUUCAUCCAGAAAGAGACGGAAGACUGGUAAAGAUAACUCACCUGCCGCUGUUCUGUAAUUAUGGCUAGACUGUGGAUUUACGUGUCAUUUAGUUUGUGCGGCUCCACCUUUGCCAAGUGUUUUAAUGCAUAUUCAUCCAUUUUGCUUCAUAAUUUACUGAAUGUUUUUCCAUAUACAUGUCUUCGACUUUGGCUCAGGCUGCAUAUCUUCACGUUUGUGUUUCAUAUUUAAGUUACCUUUUUCCAUUUUUACUGUGCAUAUCUGUGCAUAUUUUUCAAUUUUCCUAAAUAUUUAUAUUAAUAUAUUUCUAUGUAUAAAUCCACAGACUAGUCGUGCGAUGCUUGUCAUA
Ornithodoros turicata is the source of this 2490-nucleotide messenger RNA. RefSeq lists its product as uncharacterized. The coding region runs from base 4 to 2199 and encodes 731 amino acids. The transcript is spliced from 2 exons. NCBI's taxonomy places the organism in Eukaryota, Metazoa, Arthropoda, Arachnida, Ixodida, Argasidae. The record is from RefSeq and is a predicted model, not a curated record.